Prorocentrum cordatum is the source of this 1077-nucleotide messenger RNA. The record is from the annotation of a GenBank genome assembly. Lineage: Eukaryota; Dinophyceae; Prorocentrales; Prorocentraceae.
AUGGGCUGCUGCGCGGGGCCGGCGCCGCUCGCCGCCGGCGCGGGCGUCCGGCGCUUCCUGCUGCGCUACGACCCGCCCGGGCUGGGCGUGGAGGUGGACAACCUCGGCGAGGUGGUCAUCCGCCACAUCGACUGCCCCGCCUCGUCGGAGGUGAAGUCCUCCAGGGACAUCCGGAGGCUGGUGGAGGACAUCAUCGGGAAGUACCCGAUGCUGCUCUCCAGAAGGAGGCACAACGGCGCCCUGGUGAAGCUGUUGGGCAGGCUGUACUCGAUUGAGAUCGAGCCCGACGAAGCCAAGGUGCCCAAGACGUCAUCAGACAGGAGAGCCGACAAUGACUCUGAGUUCAGACCCGAGCCUGGCCAGCAGGUCGUCGUGACAAAGCAGACUGGAGAUCUCCAGGUCCAUAACGGCGAGGUCGGGACGUUGAUAAAAGUCAAGCUUGACAAAGACAAGUAUGAGAUUUCGAUUGGGGAUGGACAGACCAUCUUGAAGUUGAAGGGGAUUGAGUCCCUUUUUGUGUGCGCACCAGGUAUUGGUUUCAACCCGGGCGCGCCGGUUGUGAUCCGCAAGCUCCGAAACCACAUGGAGCUGAACGGUUGCCUGGGUCACAUCGUGAGCGGCCACGCGAACGACCAGCGCUUCGAGGUGCGGGCCGUCGAGAGCAGGCAGCUCUUCAGGGUGAAGCGGGAGAACCUGGUCGCCGUCAGCGUGGAGGGCAGAGGUAUCCCGCCGCACAAGGAGGAAUCGCCAGCCACCGCUGCAGCAAGCUCACCGCGAGCAGCCAGAGCCAGCGGCCCUCCGGCGGGCCCAGUGGCGGCCGGCGUCGCUGCGGCCAGAGCUGCCGGCGCGCCGGAGAAGCAGGCGUCGCCCCAGCACGGCCUGGCCGCCGAGAGGGACACGGCCUUUGCCAGAGAGGGCGCCACGAUCACGCUCCACGGCCUGAAGACGGCCGCGGAGUUCAACGGGAUGACCGCCAUCGUCAAGUCGGUGGACCGCACCAGGGGGCGGUACGAGAUCCGGCUCGAGGACGGCUCCGUCAAGACUGUCAGGGCCGAUAACGUGAAGAUCUGUGGAUAG